Messenger RNA from Dreissena polymorpha, 1361 nucleotides. RefSeq lists its product as uncharacterized. The record is from RefSeq and is a predicted model, not a curated record. NCBI's taxonomy places the organism in Eukaryota, Metazoa, Mollusca, Bivalvia, Myida, Dreissenidae. The coding region runs from base 417 to 1310 and encodes 297 amino acids. The transcript has 4 exons. Gene Ontology annotation, biological process: rRNA processing.
GCAAUCUGGGGGAAACUUAACAGCUUGAAUCUGACUUAAGAUUAAAUAAAUAAUUAAAUACAACUGUUUGAUCAUUUUCAUGGAUUGCUUAAAUUGUUAGGUAGUGAAAUUCCAUCAGACAGUGCACAUGAUAAAUAUUAUUCUAUAUGUUAGCUUAAUAGCCAAAACAACAGUUUUGUAAAAGAAAUUUCCACUUACAUUACAUAACACAUUUUCUGAUAAAAGCCCAUUUUAUAAUAAAAUUUGAUUAUCUAUUUCAUAAUAAUUCACCAAAAGAUGUUAACGGACGACUUGUGACUCAGUGAUCAGGGAAAAACAUGUAAAAGCGCCUUUGAACGCACCCGCGAGUUGGAAAUGAAGCUGUGAAAAAGACUAGGAAUAGGAAUUCUGAAGAGACGUUUACACGUCAGGUGUGGAUGAACAGUGUCCUGCUUGAGGCAAUUCUAGGGAUCCUGAACAGUGGAGAAUUUGACAUACACUUUCAUGUUGUUAAGGUGGAGAUGGUUCAUGAUUUCUCUGCCCUCAAGGUGUUCUGGAAAGCAAGUGGGAACACUGAGCAGGAUUCAGCUCUGCAAGUAACACUCGACCAGAAGGCUGGCAGACUCAGACACCUGCUGAUAGAGUCACGCGUAUGUGGCCGUGUGCCUCCUGUGUGCUUCAUCAAGGACCUGUCUUUAGCCCGGCUCAAGCAGGUUGAAGAUCUGUUCAAGAAUCUGGACACUGGACCUUCACACAGGGAACCAGACUUGUCCAAUGUGCAGGGCCCAGCUGGCCUGGGUGACCAUGACAACAUGAGCAGUCUACUGAAUGCACGUGGGAAGUUGGGGAACCUUGAUAUUGACUUCCUCAUCAGCCAGUCUGCAGCUGUGAGACCUCUACAUGGUGGCAAUACAGAUGAAAGUAACAGAGUUUGUGAUAUGCAGAGUUUUGACUCACAAAAUAUAGUAAUGGAUUCAGAGAAAGCAAGUAUCAGUGUUGGUCUUAGUGGUAGUGGUAAAGUAUUUAAGGUAUCAGAGAAAUCAAAUAUCAAUGUAAACGCUAAACAUUCAAUUGAUAAGUUUGAGAUUGAAGAUCUGAGCGUUCCUAUACGACAAGAUAUGUAUGGGCUACAGCAUGAUGUGCUGAUGCAGAAGGUCUUAGAUGCCAAAAGCUCAGUUCGUAGGCAGCCGUACAUGGAAGCGAAGGAAUCAGGGGACGAAGGGGAUUUGUUGAAGUUCAAGAGAGACAAAAAUAAGGCAUAUACUGUGAAGAAGAUAUCAAAGAGAAAAUUGGAAAGAAUGAGUAGGAAGGGAAUCGAUGAAGAAUACUAGGAAUCAAAAUGUUAUGUAAUAUGUUUUCAUGAUAAACAGUAUUACUUUUUA